Molecule: messenger RNA, 824 nt
Organism: Musa acuminata subsp. malaccensis (wild Malaysian banana)
Lineage: Eukaryota; Viridiplantae; Streptophyta; Magnoliopsida; Zingiberales; Musaceae
Product: GTPase activating protein 1-like
Source: RefSeq, a predicted model, not a curated record
UAUAUAUAUAUAUAUAGGAGACUGAAGCAUCAUAACGUGCGUUGCAGUAGUAUUCUUUUUUGCUGGCACGUUUCUGCCACCUCCUUUGUUUCGUUCUCUUCCUCUAUAUGAGCAGCUCGACUCUUGCGGUGGUGGGAGACCGAUAGCGGCUUGGGAGGAGGAGGAGGCGCGUGAUGGUGGAGCACUUGCUGGGGCUGCUGAGGGUGCGGGUGGCGAGAGGCGUAAACCUCGCCGUGCGAGAUGUCACCACCAGCGACCCUUACGUCGUCCUCCGGAUGGGCAAACAGAAAUUGAAGACCAGAGUAAUAAAAAAGAAUACUAAUCCUGUUUGGAACGAAGACUUGACACUCUGCAUCGAGGAUCCUUCACUUCCUGUCAGGCUUCAAGUGUUCGACAAGGACCGAUUCACCAAGGAUGACGCCAUGGGCCAUGCGGAGUUCGACAUCCGCCCAUUUCUGGAGGCCGUGAAGAUGAACCCGCAAGGCGUUCCCGAGGGCACCAUAAUACGGAAGGUAGUGCCCUGCAGACAGAACUGCUUGGCGGAAGAGAGCGUUGUGCGGUGGUGCCAUGGGCAGGUGACUCAAGACCUCGCUCUCAGGCUCAAAGAUGUGGAACGAGGUGAAGUCGAGCUGCAGCUGCAGUGGGUCGACAUUCCAGGUGCUAAGGGCUUGUAGAACCCUUCCUCUGCCUUACUAUGUAUUUCCUUAAUUUCUCCUACAGAUCCUUCUCCAUACUUUGCCUUGUUGAUCUGCUACUAAGGUAAAUGUACAGAUUUCUGGGUGAAACAAUGCUCAGCCUGAGCUAUGAAGUCUCCUCCUCGUGUA